Molecule: messenger RNA, 2724 nt
Organism: Portunus trituberculatus (swimming crab)
Lineage: Eukaryota; Metazoa; Arthropoda; Malacostraca; Decapoda; Portunidae
Gene: unc-119
Product: protein unc-119 homolog B-like
Exons: 6
Coding region: 1242-1925 (227 amino acids)
Biological process (GO): nervous system development; cilium assembly; lipoprotein transport
Cellular component (GO): cilium
Molecular function (GO): lipid binding
Source: RefSeq, a predicted model, not a curated record
UCUCUCUCUCUCUCUCUUUCCUCUUAUUCAUCAGUUUGAAGCUCUCGUCAGAUUAACUGUUUCCUAAUGACUGUUUUCUAUAGUCUCUCUGUAUUAACUUCCCACAAUGUUGUCUAGACUCUUAUUUCAUUGACUUUCCUUUUCCCAGAUGCGUCUAAAUUCGUAUUGUGUAAAAUGAAAGGGAGGGAUCUGUGUUUGGUCGUGUUAAGGAUGGAAUGUGUAAGGAUGAAAUGAAUGUAAGGAGAGUGGCGGAGUGUCAGUGAGGGAAUGAAGAGAUACGUUCAUUGAUUGGUUUGUAGGAUUCCUUUAUCUCUGUGUCCGGUUCACAAGUCAUGGUGGCUUAUCUUUGCUGUAACGUGUGUGUGUGUGUGUGUGUGUGUGCUUGUUAGUGCAUGAGGAAUGCUUCUUACCACCUCAACGCACUUGAAGACAACACACACACACACACACACAGGGACAAGGGCGAGGGCCUGGUGGCCCACAGCCCUGGGCGGUGACAGCCAAUCCCCCUAAGGGCGGGGCGGGCGGGGUGGGGCUGGGGGUCCCGGCAACACGCCCUGAGGCUGGCGCCCACACGCCCCUGGGUGCCAGGCAGUGAGCAGCGCCCUGUCCGCCGCCUGUCGCCGCAGCGCCCUGGCCGCGGCCUGGAAUGUUGUACAGCGAGGCGGAGCACAUGGCGCGAAGACUUGUGCAAACGUUCACUCAGGGGCGGUGUGUGGCGGCGGCCCCGGGCCACGCAGCGCCCCGCCAGCCAGGCCUGGCCACCUGCCUGGCAGCUGGUGCCGCUGGCCAGGCAGCACAGGUGUGGGCGCCAGCACGCCAGCACGCCAGCACGCUCCGCCCCCACACACCACUCUGGAAAGUGUUGACGAAAGCCAGAGAAACAGUAAAAACUGGCCUGAGUCUCGGCCGCUAUAGACGCUGGGAGUUAUCGAUCCCUCGGCGGCGAGCGGCGGCAGGUGGCGCGGCGGGCGGCCGCUGAUCCAGCUGGAAGGGAUCGAGGCGGCCGCCAGCUGCCACCAGGGAGGGUUGGGAGGCCGCUGAGAGCAUUCUGCGCCGCCGCCGUGAUGUCCCGCGGGCCGGCGCCAGGCGGACACUGUGGCCAGGCGCUGAUCGCGGCAGGUGUUCCGCUCCUGUAAAUACCUGGCUCAGUGGCUGAGUGGUGAGGCGGAGUGGCGGCGCGGACGUGAGGUGCUGCGGUGCUGCGUGACUGUCCGUGCGCCGCGGGGCCACACAGGACUAUGAGUGUGCUAACGGCUGACCUGGCCAACAAGAAACCCGUCAUGAGGACUGCCAAGUCCAGGAAGGACGUGCCCACCUACGACACGCCCCUGACGGAGGAGGAGGCGCUCACCAAACCCGUCAUCUCCCCGGAGGAUGUGCUCAGACUCACCAAGAUCACAGAGAAUUACCUGUGUUCACCUGAGGCCAACGUGUUUGAUAUAGACUUCACCAGGUUCAAGAUCAGAGACAUGGACACAGGCACGGUGCUGUUUGAGAUCGCCAAGCCGCCCCCGCAAGAGCUGGAAGAGGAGGAUACCAGCGUGGACCAGGAGGAAUCAGACCCCAAUGCAGGGCGGUUUGUGCGCUACCAGUUUACCCCUCAGUUCCUCAAGCUCAAGACGGUGGGGGCUACCGUGGAGUUCACAGUCGGCGGUCGCUCAGUCAACAAGUUCCGAAUGAUUGAGCGCCACUUCUUCAGAGACAAGUUACUGAAGACCUUUGAUUUCGAGUUCGGCUUCUGCAUUCCUAACUCCAAGAACACGUGUGAACAUAUCUACGAAUUCCCCACGAUACACCACGAGCUGGCGGAGGAGAUGAUCAAGAGUCCCUUUGAGACAAGAAGUGACAGCUUUUACUUCGUAGAUGACAAGUUGAUAAUGCAUAACAAGGCGGACUACGCUUACAAUGGGGGUUUACAGUAGCAGUGGCCCCUUCUCUCCUCCUCCUCCUCCUCCUCCUCCUCCUCCUCCUCUUUCUUCUUCUUUUUUCUCUUUCUCCUUCUUCACCUUCUUCAGUAUCUUUUUGUUUGUUUUCUUCGUUUCGCUUCUUCUAAAUCUUCUUCUUUGUGUCUUUUGAGUUUGUUUUCUUCCUCUUCUUCUUUUUCUUCUUCCUCCUUCUCCUCCUCCUCCUUCUUCUUCUUCUUCUUUUUUCAGUAUCUAUCCUGUUUGUUUACUUCUCUCCUCUUAAUUCUUCCUCUUCUUUCUUUUUUUUUUUCUCGCCCUCCUUCUCUCUUUUCUUUCUUCCUCCUUCUUCCCUUCUUCCUCCCCCUUCUCCAGUUUCCAUAUCCAGUUCAUUAUCUCUCCCUAUUCCUCCUCUCCUCCUCCUCCUCCUCCCAUAUCAUAGUUGUCAAAUCUAGUCUGCAAAUCCUCCCUACGUAGAUUAAACCCCCUUUCAGCCCCCUUCAGCCCCCUUCCCCUUAGCCCCUUUGCAAGCCUAACAAGAGGAGGACAACACAGCCCCACCCAGCCCCGCCCACUCCAGCUACAGCCCCGCCCCGCACAGACAAGCCCCGGCCAGCCCCCUCCCCUCCAGCCCCGCCAAGAUCAGCCCCCUCCAGCCCCGCCUUUUGUGAUAAACGAGGGAGAGCAAUAAAUAACGAAAAAUAUGCAAGAUUGAAGAAUAAAAUUAAUGUAAGAAAUGAAAGGUGGAAGAAAACGGGAAGUGACAGUGAUAGAAAACGGAAAGUGGUGAUGGUGUGAAAGAAAAUGGGAUGAUGGUGAU